Messenger RNA from Hydractinia symbiolongicarpus, 1824 nucleotides. Its product is annotated as sin3 histone deacetylase corepressor complex component SDS3-like. Gene Ontology annotation, biological process: negative regulation of transcription by RNA polymerase II. Gene Ontology annotation, cellular component: Sin3-type complex. The coding region runs from base 120 to 1526 and encodes 468 amino acids. Gene Ontology annotation, molecular function: histone deacetylase binding. NCBI's taxonomy places the organism in Eukaryota, Metazoa, Cnidaria, Hydrozoa, Anthoathecata, Hydractiniidae. The transcript has 14 exons. The record is from RefSeq and is a predicted model, not a curated record.
UUUAAUGCCACACGUGGUUUGCAUCAAAACACAAAUAAUUCAAAAUUUGUUUAGAGGUUUUUGGUUUGGUGCUCUUUCGUUUUUAUUUUAAGCAGCUUCCCUUCUUGAUAGCUACAGUCAUGACAAAGGAUUUAGGUGCACAAUCACCAGCAGAUUCUCCCAGUGAUGACCUAUAUAAAUCUAAAAGAGGCCGUAGACCCUCGCAAGCAAAGUUGGCAAUGUUGGAAUCCAAAAAAUUGUUUGCCGAUAAGAAGAGGUUUCUUGAUGCUGAUGAUAAUAAAAGGCAAGUUAAAAAGAAGAAAUUAACUGCUGAUAACAAUGCUAAAAAUGCUUCAAAAAUAAAGAAGAAAAAGAAUGCAAAGGGAAAGGGCAUAGAUGAAGUACGAAAUGGAAAGAAAAACUUUAAAAAAGAAAAACCAGAGGAUGACAGGAAAAGGCGUAGACGUCGUAAUGUUGUUUCUCGUUAUGACGCCGAUUACAGUGAUGACGAGUUGAGCAGUGAGGAAGAACUAUGGGGAGAUUCGAAAAGAAACUCACUUCGUAGCACUGAUCACUGCUAUGAUGACCGUGAUGAUUUGUUUUUUGAAUCUGAUGACGAUGGCGAGGACGAUGAUUUAGAUAAUGAUAUUUUGCAAAAUUCUGAUGAAGAUACUGAAGAUGCAAGUGAAACGGAUAUGGCUACGUUGGAAGAGGAGAUAUCAGAAAUGAAGGAACAAAUGUAUCAAGAGAAAAUCAAAGAACUGAAGGGAAAACUUGAGAAGUUGCAAAAUAAAACACUUCCAGAAUUUGUUUGCAAACUUGAAGAGCUACAAAAACAAAAAGAAGAAUGGAUUCGAAGAGCUUAUGCCUUCAAAGCAUACGAGGAACGCGAAAUUGAACGAGAAUAUGAGCGCGAAAAGAAACUGUCGAAACAAGAUUUCGAGCAAAAGAAAGACGAGCUGAAAGAGAUAUUAAUAAACGAGCUUCACGAAAAGAAGAAAAUGAUCGAGACGGAAAAGUCUACUUUGGAGCUCACGGGAGGAAUGAAUUCCAUAUUACCGCUAGAAGUCAAACCUGCCGUCACACGAAAACUUCGACGUCGUCCGAAUGAUCCGCCACCCGUAACAGAGAAGAAACGCAAAACAGCCACGAUGCAGUUAAAUAUCUUACUCACGGAAGAACAAGUACUCGCCGACCUGAAAAAACUGAAUAAACAUCACAAAAGUCCUCCAGAAGAAAAGCCGAUACUAAAAAACGUAAAAACCGACAAUAAAUGCGAUCCAGCGGUGUUUCCGGACGGUUCUGACGCCAAAAUUAAAGAUGAAAAACUAUAUUUUAACAAAGAAUGGUAUCAAAGUGGAGAUCCUAUAUAUCUAAAUACCAGAGACCGUGAAAGAUUCAAUGCGCAAAUACAUUCAAUAACAAGCAAGGGAGAGAUUUGGAUUAAGAAGCUUACUGAAGGAACCCGUCUAAAAAUAUACGUUGGACAUUUACAACGCGGAAAGUACGCGAUUGAGAGAAGGGAUAUGAAUAAUACGAAGAAAUAGGAAGAAACAAAUGUUUGCGACUAUCAAUCGUCGUACGGCAGUUGUUGCCACUUGUAGAAAUGCGACGCACUUACGUUUGAUUUGAAAAAAAGGAGCAAUAUGGUAAAUAUUCUCAACACAAAAGAACGCGUGUUUUGCUUGGAAACUGUCGUAUUCUGGGGCUUAUAUUUUUAAAGAAACUUUUGGCGCUUUGUUGCAUUCUUAAGACUGAUAUGUUGACGUAUAAUUCAAAAUAAGUUCAAUUUUUUGAACACUGUACAUUAGCUAUUUAAUGUGUAAAAUAAUAUUCUAUAAAUGA